CUGUGUUCUUUUCUUCCUCAUGGAACCUCUGCUAUUGCAAAAUCCCAUGAUUUAUGAAUAAUUUUUGUUGUAUAUUCGAUUCAAAGAUGCGAUUUUGUUUGACCCCAUUGCUGCCCUUUUUCGAAUAAAUCAAUGGGCUUGGUCAAAGUUUUUCCUUGAUUGCUGUUUGGAUUUUUUUUUAUUUUUUUUAUUUGGGGGGUUUUCAUUUUUGAAAUAUUUGGUUUGUCGAAUUUGUUUUGUUUGGAAUUUUUGAAGAAGUUCAACAUGGUUGAGGCAGUCUUGGAAUUUAGAGUUUAGGAAUGAAUGAAGAAGCCGUUUUGAAGCAUCGACGUAAAGAUGGGGUCUAUUGUAUUUCUUUUGUAGAGACCACAUGUACAUUGAGACAAUCAUGGUCGAACUGGUAGGAUUAUUGUAAACAGCUAUAGUCUCCCUCCAUGUCUUUCAUUGCACACGCAGAACUCGAACUUGAGAUAAUUAAUUAAGCUGCAACUUUCGUACCGGUUGAUCCACGAGCUCUGUGGUUGGGGUCUAUUGUAUUUGUUCUUGUGACUUAGGACUGCAUCUCUUAUGCAUAUCUGUCUCUGGAUUCUGCCGGUUGGAAAGGAAUUUAUUUCACUCUGGCCGCUAUAACAGAGUCAAAUUAUUCUCGCACCUCUAGGAGGGUGUGGGGUGACGAAGAGGGAGUGAUUUGGCUUUGUGUUUUGCGAAGAUCAAAGUCUUCGGAUAUAUGGAGAUUGUGCCGUGUUUCAGUGGGCUUGUCGCUUGAUUAUGGCUAAGGGUGGCUUUUGCGGUUUUGCCAGAAGCUCUUUCUAGUUUGCCACUGAAUCUGAGAGCAAAUUUAGUCCUUGAUUAGGCUUCUGGAAAAUUGAUGCAUGGUAUAGAUUGUAAUUGGUAUUUGUUUUUCGCCUUAGAGAAAGUUGUGUUUAGAUGUAGCUGUGAACGUCAUUGCAGCAAUGUUUAGAUUUUCUUGUUUCCAUGCUAAUGUACACAGCAAUAAAACAAAGAAAACAGUUCAACCUUCUACUGAAGUAAUGUUGAAGACUUGUGAAGAUGUUGCCCAAAAUCAACGCCGUAAAGAUUCAUCUAAUCCUCCAAGCGCAUAUUCACCCCUUCUGAAAGAACAAGCAGACCAGCAAAUAGAUGUGACUGGGAUUCAUAUUAGCAAUUGGGAUUCAGUUGAGCGCAGUUGUAGGUCAGAGGAUAUGAGUAGCAAAUGUUCCUUUGAAAAUGACAGUCAAGUUAACCAAUCUAGGCCUCUUAUAAAGAAGAGUCAGUCUCUUCAAAGUGUGCUUGAUCAAGGCAUAAGGGAUGGUGAUGAAGAUAUGGGGCUGUCGUGUGGUGAUGCCAAAAGCCCAGUUGAGUCAAAGAUGUCAACUUCCAAAAAGUAUCAUAAUGGAAACCCUGUUGAUCAGUAUGGAAGUAAUCCAAACGUUGAGUUUGCUGCCAGUUCAGGUUUUGCAAAUGAUGCCUCGCUUUUUUCAAUUGGAGACCCAACACCUUCAGAUAAAGACGCCCGUGAAAUUUCUGACACUCCUUUAUCUGGUGAAUAUGUUGGUGACAUUCCUGACCAAACUUCUGUUCCUGGUAGUGUAUCCCUACGGAAGUCACAUUCUUCACCCAAUAUCAGAGCUUCUAUACUUUCUGCUGAAAAAGAUGCUUUUAGACGUGCAUUAUCAAGAUCCUGUGAUGAUCUUCAUGCUUUAAGCAUGAGGCACAAAGAGGAAUUCAUCAACGACUUUAAUGAUCAAAUAAGGGGAGAUCAAGAAAGAGAGAAUGACAUGGGAAAAACUGAAGAUGGUCAUAUGGACAACCUCUUUGAUGAUGGUUUCGAUUCUUAUCUGCUUACUGGUUCAGCAAAAGACUGGGUAAUGCCAUUGACAUAUGAUACAAGUGAUUCCAAAACCCUUCAAGGAGAUUCCUCUGUUGAAUUUCCUAACAAGGAUUUCAAGAUUAAACGCAUUGAAGAUUGGGUUAUUGGUCUGCAGCAUUGUGGACCACCCGUAGAGGAAACAAAUGAAGAACUGCCUGAAGUUGUUAAGCCUUUAGCUGAUGUUAACACAGUAAAUGGUGUAACUGUUGCCAUUGCAGAUCAUAAGGCCACUCCAGGAAUGGAUGCAGCUAAAAGAUAUAUAUCUUCUCUGGGGCCUAAUGCCACUACCGCUCAGCUGGCUAAUCAUGGGUUGGUUGUGAUCCCCUUUUUGAGUGCAUUCGUGAGUUUGAAAGUGCUCAAUCUGUCUGGAAAUGCUAUCGUGAGGAUAACUGCUGGUGCUCUUCCCCGUGGACUUCACGCACUGAAUUUGUCUAGAAACAAGAUCUCCACUAUAGAAGGAUUACGCGAACUUACAAGGCUUCGUGUCCUAGACCUCAGUUACAACCGUAUAUUAAGAAUUGGACAUGGCCUUGCAUCCUGCUCAUCUCUGAAAGAGUUGUACCUCGCUGGAAACAAGAUCAGCGAAGUGGAGGGUCUGCACCGUCUCUUAAAAUUAAGCAUCCUGGAUCUCCGUUUUAACAAGAUUUCAACAGCCAAAUGUCUGGGCCAACUUGCAGCCAACUAUAACUCUUUGCAAGCCAUCAACUUGGAUGGGAACCCUGCCCAGAAAAAUGUUGGAGAUGAACAGAUGAAGAAAUAUCUGCAGGGCCUUCUACCCCAUCUCGUCUACUACAAUCGGCAACCAAUAAAAGUGAGCACUUUGAAGGAUGGAGCAGAACGGUCGGUUCGGCUAGGAAUGAAUUCCCAUCAGUUUGAUCGCAGCCUUAGGUCGGAUCGCAAGACCACAAGGAAGAGCAGCCAAGGUGGUGUUGGCUCACGGAGGUCAGUGGCCACUUCCACUCAUGUUCGCAGAAACGUGGAUUCACCAAAAGUAUCCAGAGGCAAGCAAGCUCACCUGCCACCAUCUAGAACCAAAGUACCAACCCACACUCGCCAUCAGUUUGAAGCUCCCACCAAAGUAUUGAACGUGACCUCAAAUCUCUCCAUGCGCAAGAGUCGCAGCGAGGGAAAUUUUGGAGCUCUGUGAGAGGCUGUUAAGUACAAAGCUCAUUCCUUUACUGCAUUGUUUCAGUAUGCAUCUGUUUGCCUUGGUAUGUUGUAUUCUUUUCAUGCUUUCGGUUUUCACAGUUCAUCCCUUCUGUUUUUGGUGCACUAUUGAUUUGUGGGUUGUAAUGCCCAAUAAGCUGCUGCUUUCUGUCACAGUAUUUCUAUUCCAUUAUGUGUUGUGUUUUGUUCGUUAAGAACAUCAUUUUCAAUUUGUCUAGAGAACAAGUUUGGUGCGAUUGCAAUAAAUUUCCUCUUUGGAAGGAUGGUUUGUCACUUCCAUGAUUUUGUUAUGUGGGGUUGAUGUGCUCCUUACUGAUAUUAGGAUUAAACAACUGUAUCUUAUCUGGACCAGUGUAAUUAAACCAAGUUACUAGGCCUUGGCCCCACUUAUUUAGUGCAGAUUAUUUAUUUGAA
Messenger RNA from Vigna radiata var. radiata (mung bean), 3451 nucleotides. RefSeq lists its product as uncharacterized. The record is from RefSeq and is a predicted model, not a curated record. Gene Ontology annotation, cellular component: cytoplasm. Lineage: Eukaryota; Viridiplantae; Streptophyta; Magnoliopsida; Fabales; Fabaceae. Gene Ontology annotation, molecular function: protein kinase binding. The coding region runs from base 954 to 3017 and encodes 687 amino acids. The transcript is spliced from 5 exons.